Messenger RNA from Paramecium octaurelia, 538 nucleotides. The record is from the annotation of a GenBank genome assembly. Lineage: Eukaryota; Ciliophora; Oligohymenophorea; Peniculida; Parameciidae.
GUAUUACUAUGUCUGAAGAAAAGAGUUACUCCCCAAAGCCAAAAGCUUAUUCUAUGUCUUGUUCUAAGUCAGAAAUAAUCGAUAAUCAAACAGAAGUAGUGCAUCGAGCUACAAAAAGUGAAAUGAUAUACCCAAAUAAAGAUUUAGAUGGAGGCAAAACAAAUAGCUAAUAAACGUAGACCUCAUCUGGAAACUAUUUAAAUAUAAUAAUAUUAGGGUUAGUUAUUUUAGGAUUGACUGCGGGUUUAGUGAUAGGAUAUAAAAUAAUGAAAUCAGGGAAUGUUUAGGAUGAGGAAUAAAUGAAUGUGUUUGUGAACAUUGUCUCGCAAUCAUUACUGAAUAAUCUUGAAUAACAGAAAUAUCUCAUCAUAGAUGAUUAGCUUAAAUAAUUGAAAAAAUUUUAUGAAAAACAAUUAACUAAUAUUCUCUGGCAGAAGGUAAGUGUAUAUAAUGUAAAAAAUAGAUUGUGAAGCAUAUUCAAUAAUAACCUAAUGUAAUUAUUAGUUAAGAUAAGAAAAAGUGGAUAUUGAAAGAGUGA